GCCGAGGCGCGGGAGGAGGAGAAGCGGCGGGGAGGCGCUGCCGCUCACCUGCGGGGCAGGGCGCGGAGGAGGGACCAGGCUGCGCGCUCUCCGGCUGAGGAGCUGGGACGCGCCCGCAUCCCCGCACGCGGCCAAGCUCGGGGCGUCCCCCUCCCCCGGGCCUGGCGAACCCGAGGGGUGAAGCUCGUUGCUUUGACAAGCGGUGCGGCGGAGGCGUGGAGAGCGGCGAGCAAAAGAGCGAGCGAGCCAGACUGAGGAAACUCGAGACGGGAACAAAGAGGGGUCGGGUUGUGUGUGUGUGUGUGUCUGUGUGUGUGUGUGUCGGCUCCAGCUCGCGGCAGACUCUUUUGGGUCCCAGGCCCCUGCUGUGACUCCCCGAGACCCAGCCGUGCCCUCCACUGCCGACUCCCUGCACUCGCCGACACAAACUUUAUUGGCAAACUUCUUCUCUUUCUCUUUCCCUCCUCCUCCGCCCCCACCUUUUCCUCCGGCAGAUUAAAUGCUCCUGGAGAAGGAAAACCGAAGCGAAAGGGAAGGAAAUAAGAAGCUUUAAAACGGACAUCUCCAAUCCGGGUGGCUCUUUAUUUUUUUUAUCCUCCAGGAAGUGGACAUUUCGUUAUCUUCUGAUUCUCUUUGCACCGUCUCUACUGGGACAAACGGAGCCGUUUUGCCUAGCUCCCUUCUUUUCUUGGAAAACAGACUCGCAGAUCGGCAUCUGGGAAAGCAAAGGUGGAGAGAUUUGCGUAGAGACGCGCCGACGGACUCUCCACUGGCCUUUGGAGAGUCGAAACUCCUCCGGAACUGGCGUCCUCCGCGCGCAGACCCCGGAGACGCUGGGGGCGUGGGGCGGCCGCCCGGGCAGCCUAGCCUAGCGCGCGGCACAGACGCCCCCAGAGGUGCCGGCUGCGGCGGCCCUCGCAUCGCUGUGUCUUUCGGCGUCGGGGACGGGCGCGGGCGUAGGUCUUCGCGGAGUGGGAAGGCGCGGGCGGCCACCGGGGCGCGGGCGCCGCUGCAGCAGCUCCGGCUGCCGGCCGCCAGCCCGGCGCUCUCCAGCCCGGCUUCCGCCCUCUCUCCUCCCUCACGCAUCCUUCCAAUUCUCCUUUUCCUCCUCCCCUUUUCGUUGACCCCUUCUCUUUUCUGCUGUCGCCUGGGGUGCUCCCCCAGCGGAGCGGAGAUUACAGAGUGGUCGGGAUGCCCCAACUCUCCGGGGCAGGCGGCGGCGGUGGGGGGGACCCGGAACUCUGCGCCACGGACGAGAUGAUCCCCUUCAAAGACGAGGGCGAUCCCCAGAAGGAGAAAAUUUUCGCCGAGAUCAGUCACCCUGAAGAGGAAGGUGACUUAGCCGACAUCAAGUCUUCCUUGGUUAACGAGUCCGAAAUCAUCCCGGCGAGCAACGGACACGAGGUGGCCAGACAAGCACAAACCUCUCAGGACUCCUACCACGACAAGGCCAGAGAACACCCUGAUGACGGAAAGCAUCCAGAUGGAGGACUCUACAACAAGGGACCCUCUUACUCGAGUUAUUCCGGGUACAUAAUGAUGCCAAAUAUGAAUAAUGACCCAUACAUGUCAAAUGGAUCUCUUUCUCCACCCAUCCCGAGAACAUCAAAUAAAGUGCCCGUGGUGCAGCCAUCCCACGCCGUCCAUCCUCUCACCCCCCUCAUCACUUACAGCGAUGAGCACUUUUCUCCAGGAUCACACCCGUCACACCUCCCAUCGGAUGUCAGCUCCAAACAAGGCAUGUCCAGACAUCCUCCAGCUCCCGAGAUCCCUACCUUUUAUCCCCUGUCUCCGGGUGGUGUUGGACAGAUUACCCCACCUCUUGGCUGGCAAGGUCAGCCUGUAUAUCCCGUCACGGGAGGCUUCAGGCAACCCCACCCAUCCUCCCUGUCAGUCGACACUUCCAUGUCCAGGUUUUCUCAUCAUAUGAUUCCCGGUCCUCCUGGUCCCCACACAACUGGCAUCCCACAUCCAGCUAUCGUAACGCCUCAGGUCAAACAGGAACACCCGCACACUGACAGCGACCUAAUGCACGUGAAGCCUCAGCAUGAACAGAGAAAGGAGCAGGAGCCGAAAAGACCUCACAUUAAGAAGCCUCUGAAUGCUUUCAUGUUAUACAUGAAAGAAAUGAGAGCGAAUGUCGUAGCUGAGUGCACUCUAAAGGAAAGCGCAGCUAUCAACCAGAUUCUAGGCAGAAGGUGGCAUGCCCUCUCUCGCGAAGAGCAGGCUAAAUAUUAUGAAUUAGCGCGGAAGGAAAGACAGCUACAUAUGCAGCUCUAUCCAGGCUGGUCUGCAAGAGACAAUUAUGGUAAGAAAAAGAAGAGGAAGAGAGAGAAACUACAGGAAUCUACAUCAGGUACAGGUCCAAGAAUGACAGCUGCCUACAUCUGAAACAUGGUGGAAAACGAAGCUCCUUCCCAACGUGCAAAGCCAAGGCAGCGACCCCGGGACCUCUUCUGGAGAUGGAAGCUUGUUGACCACCCAGACUGUCUCCACGGCUUGCCCAGUCGACCCCAAAGGAGAAAUGACACCAACUUCACCCUGAGGUCACUGCUAGAGACGCUGAUCCAUAAAGACAAUCACUGCCAAACCCCCUUUCAUCUACUGCGAGAGCCAAGUUCCACAAUCAAAAGCAUACAAGGUUUUUCAAAAGAAAAAAAAGCACAUGAGAAUGCUAGCGGGCCCUGGGUCAGCUGAGCAGCUUUCCUCCCCCGUCUCCGCCGUGCACUUCCCAGAGCAUCCCGCCUCCAUACCUGUAACCUCCUGGCAAGGACAGUAAGUUGGGCCGCUCUUGCCUGCCCCGAGCACCAGGAGCGGCCGCGGCACAGCCGUCAGCGUCCUGGGGGGAACUUGUGGAAGAGUUCCCUCUUUGUUUCUGGCUUCAUGUUUGUUUCUCUUUUCCUCAAGCUUUUAUUUAACAGUGCAAAAGGAUCGAUCUUGUUUGCUUCUUUUUUUUUUUAAACUUGAAUUUUUAAAAUUUACACUUUUUAGUUUUAAUCUCCUUGUAUAUUUUGCUAGCAAUGAGCUUUUUAAGUAAAAUCGAAAGAUCUGGAAGAGUCUGAAAUAAAAACGAAAUGAAAAGAAGCCUUCUUCUUUUGAGGGCUAUCUUGUCCGCUAAGGGGCUUCUCCGUGAAUUGCCUGUCAUAAUAGUGGCCUGUCUUUGUCAGGUGUCCGAUAGAGCUAAGUAAACCUAACAGUCCACUGUGUGGGUGGCAGUUGGCAGUCCUCUUUCAUUUUAUUUUUCUUAUGAUCUCUUCUUUUUUAAAUGGUAAACCUUAACAGAUACCUUUCAGCAGACCAGUUUGCAGUGAAUUUUCAUUUCUUUCCUUCUCACCCUCUUGUAAAAAGCCCAGCACUUGAAUUGUUAUUACUUUAAAUGUUCUGUAUUUGUAUCUGUUUUUAUUAGCCAAUUAGUGGAAUUUUAAGCCAGUUGUUAAAAUGAGCAUUGAUGUACCCAUUUUUUUUUAAACAGCAAGGCACAGCCUUUGCCCAAAACUGUCAUCUAACGUUUGUCAUUCCAGUUUGAGUUAACGUGCUGAGCAUUUUUUUAAAAAAGCUUUGUAAUAAAACAUUUAAAAACAA
Molecule: messenger RNA, 3582 nt
Organism: Balaenoptera ricei (Rice's whale)
Lineage: Eukaryota; Metazoa; Chordata; Mammalia; Artiodactyla; Balaenopteridae
Gene: LEF1
Product: lymphoid enhancer binding factor 1
Exons: 12
Coding region: 1192-2391 (399 amino acids)
Biological process (GO): regulation of transcription by RNA polymerase II; canonical Wnt signaling pathway
Cellular component (GO): beta-catenin-TCF complex
Molecular function (GO): RNA polymerase II cis-regulatory region sequence-specific DNA binding; DNA-binding transcription factor activity, RNA polymerase II-specific
Source: RefSeq, a predicted model, not a curated record